Molecule: messenger RNA, 1401 nt
Organism: Betta splendens (Siamese fighting fish)
Lineage: Eukaryota; Metazoa; Chordata; Actinopteri; Anabantiformes; Osphronemidae
Product: fructose-1,6-bisphosphatase 1-like
Exons: 7
Coding region: 116-1132 (338 amino acids)
Biological process (GO): gluconeogenesis; fructose 6-phosphate metabolic process; sucrose biosynthetic process
Cellular component (GO): cytosol; cytoplasm
Molecular function (GO): fructose 1,6-bisphosphate 1-phosphatase activity
Source: RefSeq, a predicted model, not a curated record
UCUGGAUUGGUCCCCGCGUCUUCACGCCCCUCGCGCAGUUCCGCGUUGCUGCGCAUUUAAGUGCUGCGACGCUUCCUCCGAGUCCUGCGCUCGCGCUGCCGGACCCCCUGCUGCCAUGUCUGAGCGAGGCGCCUUCGACACCAACGUGGUCACCGUGACCCGGUUCGUCAUGGAGGAGGGCAGGAAGGCGAAGGGCACCGGGGAGCUGACCACGCUGCUCAACUCGCUGUGCACCGCCGUCAAGGCCAUCUCCAGCGCCGUGCGUAAAGCUGGCCUCGCCCACCUCUACGGCAUCGCUGGCGGCACCAAUGUGACGGGCGACCAGGUGAAGAAGCUGGACAUUCUGUCCAACGACCUGGUCAUCAACAUGAUCAAGUCGUCCUUCACCUCCUGUGUGCUGGUGUCGGAGGAGAACGACAAGGCCAUCAUUGUAGAGCCCGAGAAGAGGGGUAAAUACAUUGUGUGCUUCGAUCCGUUGGACGGAUCCUCCAACAUUGACUGUCUGGUCUCCAUCGGCACCAUCUUUGCCAUUUAUAGAAAGACGUCCGACUCGGAGCCGAGCGAGAAGGACGCCCUGCAGCCCGGGAGGAGCCUGGUGGCGGCGGGAUACGCGCUCUACGGCAGCGCCACCAUGGUCGUGCUCUCCACCGGCCGCGGCGUCAACUGCUUCAUGCUCGACCCGGCGAUCGGUGAGUUCAUCCUGGUUGAGCGGGACGUGAAGAUCAAGAAGAAGGGCAAGAUCUACAGCUUGAAUGAAGGCUACGCGCAGCACUUUGAGCCGGCGGUCACCGAGUACCUGCAGAAGAAGAAGUUCCCUCAGGACGGCACGGAGCCCUACGGAGCGCGGUACAUCGGCUCAAUGGUGGCAGACGUGCACCGCACGCUGAUGUACGGAGGCAUCUUCUUGUAUCCAGGAAACGCCAAGAGUCCCAAGGGGAAGCUGCGGCUGCUGUACGAAUGCAACCCCAUGGCCUUCAUCAUGGAGCAGGCCGGCGGCAUGGCCUCCACCGGCUUCCAGAACAUCCUGGACAUCCAGCCCGAGAGCAUCCACCAGCGGGCCCCCGUGGCCAUGGGCUCACCAGAGGACGUACUGGAGUACAUCGCUGUCUGCCACAAACACGCCACGAAGUGAGGCCGCGUGGAGCCGGAAAUACAGGCUCUGCGCGCGUCACCAGUAAUAAACCUGUGUUUCUGAACACAAACAUUCCAAAGAAAACCACCAAAGACCAAACAGGUGCCAAAAACACUGAAUGAAACAGAAGGACUUUAUUCCAUUUGUGCCUUUUGAAUAAAAUGAAUACGUUUGGUGAAGGAGCAAAUAUGUGUAAAAGCUGAAGCUUUAACUGUGAGCUGCUGUUUGAGGUGAUGGAGCUACUUUAAUAAAACCGACUUGGAAAAAGG